GAGCUUCUACACAUGGAUAAACAGCACCAGGCUACAGGCACAUUAACACACCCCUCCGUAGAUCCUCCAAAAAACUUUUAAGAUGUAAUUAAUGACAAUAGCUAUUAAAUUUGUCUGUAUGCCAGUCAACUAAAACUAUUUGUUCAUCUUUGGGAUGUAUGAUAUGCCCUAUAUAUAAAAUCAUUUAGUAUUAUUACACACUAUAUCAAAGAAGUUUAUCACAAGCUGCAUAACAUCUAAACAUCAAAUCCCACUCUCGCCUUUUCAUUCAACAAUUGUCUGUAAAAAUGGUCAUAAUGAAGGUUAUAGCCACGAACUGUACACCUACAUGUUAAUGACUUUAAACAGCAUUCUUUGCAGUUCUGCAUCUGAAUAAUCAUUUAUAUUUUUAUAACUAAUACAAUUUAAGAUUUGUGAAACUUUGGUCUUUACUUCCCGUAUAUGGUUUCUUUUUUGUUUUUGUAUGUAAAACAUAAAAGAUCCCACAUUGCACACUAUAGAUUUUAAUAGAAUUAAAUUUCUUAAGCAUAUUAAACCCUUUUAAAUGUUUCUAAGAAUGUGACAUGAUUGUAUUCUAUCUCACUGGCACAUUAUAAUACUAAUUUUUAUCAUGAAUUAAAAUUUCAGAAAGACUCACCAUUGAAAGUUCAAAAAACAGUCAAGCAGCAAAUAUAUUUGAUUCCAGCAGGUUAUUAGAUGUUAAUAGUUCACCUUUGAUGGUGGAGAACUUUAGUCUUAAUGGGUCAGAAGUCCUCAUCAUGGGUUAUAUAAGCGUUUAUCAUUCUACUGAUAUUCAAGUAAAUAAAAAACAGAAAGAAAAGGUAGAACUAUACAUAAUAUUAAGUAUGUUUAAGUAUGUUUUAGAUAUCUGCUAGCAAGCUGGAUGUUGAUGCUAUAGGCAGAGACUGCUUAGGUCAGGGGUGGCCAGUCUUAUCCACAAAGGGCUGGUGUGUAUGCAGGUUUUCACUGUAACUCCCUAAUUAGAUCACUAAUUAGAGGACUGAUUGGCUGUAGGUUUGACCAGCUGACCUACAGGUGACCCCAGAAACCUGCAUACACACUGACCCUCUAUGGAUAAGAUUGCCCACCCCUGGCUUAGGUGUUUAUAUCAACAUGGACACUGUCCACAGGUGGUGUGACCCUGAGGCAUCAGCAUGUUUGAUUUCUGUUAAUAUGCCACCAACAGCACAGUAUGUCAGAGUAGUGAAAGACACACACAUUAUUUCUGUGGUAAAAAGUGCAGAGAUAUAUAGAACAUCAUCUCAUAUUGCGCUUGGUAAGUAAGUAAACGUUAUUUAUAAAGCACUUUUCAUAGACACGUCACAAAGUGCUGUACAAAAAAAUGUAACAAUAAAAAUAAGCAAACCAAGCGCAAUAUGAAACAUGAGUAAUAGAAACAAUUGAAAAAUAUAUUAGAGAAUAAAGUCCAAACAGCAUUAACUCAGCUCUAUUCAAAGGCCUUCUUAAACAAGAAAGUCUUAAGAUGUAUUUUAAAGGAAUCAACUGACUCAGCAGAGCGCAAAGCUAGUGGAAUUGGAGUCUCAUACACCUCCAGAGCUUGAUUCCUGCCCCAGUUCAGUGUAUGGUGAUUGCAGGCCCUUAAAUUUUAGCAGCUUUCCUCCUACAGUCCAGAAGCAUGCAGUUAGAUGAACUGGCAUCUCUAAAUUGGCCAUAGUGUGUAUGUGCUCUGUGAUGGACUUGCAUCCCAUCCAACGCGUCUCCUGGCUUGUGGGAGAGGCUCCAAUCUUACUGUGACCCUGUAGUAGUUUCAAGCCGUAUAAAACAGAGGCAGAUGAGGGAGUGCAGCAGUAGAGUGCACCGAUUAAACCACACUGCUAGAAAAAAAACACAAGUCCCCAAGGAAUUAGUUGUUUUGAUGGGGAAUAAAUGAGGGCAGAGCUAAGAGUCGCCUAGCAGCCGGUGGUUGGUGAGCUAACAGCACAGGUCUUACAAAACGCAGUAGGUUAAAUAGUUACUAUUAGACAGAAAGACCCAGUGGUGAUUGAUAUGUCCAUGUGACUCUUGCGUAAGAGAAAUUUGAUCAUUAACAAGGACGUUUUCUCUCCAUACGGUGUUUUCAAGGGUCCUGCCGCUCCAGAGUCUCCCUCCACACCCAUCCUUGGAGCUUUCCAACCAUGAUUCUUCAAGCAGUCUUGGACUGUCUGGAUUUCUGGAGCAUUCUGCUCUUCGUCUUCGUCUUCCUGUUGAUGGCUGAUAUCCUGAAGAACAGGAAUCCACCAAAUUAUCCACCAGGACCUUGGUCCCUGCCCUUUUUUGGAAAUAUAUUUACGGAUCUUGAACCAAAGACAAUGAUGAAGCUUGCUGAAAAAUACGGCAAUGUUUUCAGUCUGAGGAAAGGCAGUGAAAAAAUGGUCUUUGUAACUGGAUAUAAAAUGAUGAAAGAAGCGCUGGUGACUCAGGGACAAAAUGUUGUAGAUCGUCCAGAUAUCCCGCUUUUCAAUAAAGUUUUUAAAGGAAUCGGCUUGAUUAGUAGCAACGGACACAUGUGGAAGAAGCACAGGAGGUUUGCUGGAACCCACCUUAAGAACUUUGGGGAAGGAAAGAAGACGAUGGAGCAGUUCACCCAGCAGGAGUGUAUGUUCCUCUGUCAGGCCAUGGAGGACGAGCAGGGCGGAUACUUUAACCCAAUGGUGGUCAUACACAACGCCAUCUCCAAUGUGAUAUGCACUCUGGUUUUUGGGCAUCGAUACGACUACAGUGAUGCCAAGUUCCAGGAUAUUCUGCGCUUGGAUAAUGAGUGUAUUUACUUGUUCAGCACAGCUCGUGCUCAGCUAUAUAACCUCUGGCCAAGGCUAUUUGACUAUGUACCUGGACCUCACCAAACAAUAUUCUCUAACUAUGACCAAAUAAUCACCUUCGUGAAAGAAGAAAUAGCCAAACAUAAGAAGGACUGGGACCCGUCUGAUCCACGUGACUUUGUCGAUGCUUAUUUUGGUGAGAUGGAUAAGAUGGCAGCUGAUUCUGAAGCUGGGUUCACCAUGGAGUCUCUGGUAAUUUCCAUUCUGGACCUGUUCGAGGCGGGAACAGAGUCUUCUGCCACCACGCUGCGCUGGGGUCUCCUCUUCAUGAUGAAGUAUCCAGAAAUUCAGGAGAAAGUCCAGGCUGAGAUAGACAGAGUGAUCGGACAGGCGCGACAGCCCUGCAUGGCAGACCGGCCCAACAUGCCGUACACCGACGCUGUCAUCCACGAGAUGCAGAGGAUGGCUGACAUCUUGCCUCUGGGAUUCCCCAAAACGACCAGCAAAGACAGCACACUGGGGGGGUACCUCAUACCAAAGGGAACGAGUAUAACCGCGAUCCUUACCUCUGUACUGAAUGAUGAGAGCGAGUGGGAGACUCCAAACACCUUUAACCCGGAGCAUUUCCUGGAUUCCCAGGGCCGGUUUCGGAGACGGGAGGCGUUCUGUCCUUUUUCGGCUGGACUAAGGGCGUGUCUGGGGGAGCAGCUGGCUCAGAUGGAGCUCUUCCUGUUCUUCACCUCCCUUCUCCAGCGCUUCACCUUCUCUCCACCACCUGGAGAAGUUGUUGACAUAGAAGGAGUGCUUGGGUUCACCUACUUCCCAAAGCCCUACAAGACGUGUGCUACACUCCGCUGACCUUCUACACAGGGAUAAACAGCAGCAGGCUAUGGGAAGCACAUUAAUACACCCCCUCAUCAGUGACAAUACCUAUUACAUUUGUGUGCUAGUCAAAUAAAACCAAUUUGUUCAUUAGCAGGAGGUAGGAUGUGCUCUAUAAGUAAAGAUGGCUCCAAGAAGUGGAGCCCAGUAAGUGCACUGAACAUGCUGUGAGUGCGUGUAUACAGGCCUUGUAUGUGUCCCGUUCUAAGUAGCUGUGUGUAAUUAUAGCGUAAACGUCUGUGCCCCCGAGUUGGCGUGUACCCUGCCCUGUUGUAUUUGUGUGCUGUAGUGAUGUGUAGUUAGCCGCCGUGUGUGAGCCUUGCUGUCCUUAGCGUACCCUAACCAUGUUUCUCUGCCAUUCUGUGUCUCCGUCUGUUGUUGUUUGAGUGUGGUCCGCUUAGGGACAGCAUUAAAAGAGCAACUUUGUGUCAA
Messenger RNA from Brienomyrus brachyistius, 4073 nucleotides. Its product is annotated as cytochrome P450 2J2-like. The coding region runs from base 2136 to 3617 and encodes 493 amino acids. Gene Ontology annotation, cellular component: intracellular membrane-bounded organelle; cytoplasm. Gene Ontology annotation, molecular function: heme binding; iron ion binding; oxidoreductase activity, acting on paired donors, with incorporation or reduction of molecular oxygen, reduced flavin or flavoprotein as one donor, and incorporation of one atom of oxygen. The transcript has 9 exons. The record is from RefSeq and is a predicted model, not a curated record. Lineage: Eukaryota; Metazoa; Chordata; Actinopteri; Osteoglossiformes; Mormyridae. Gene Ontology annotation, biological process: xenobiotic metabolic process.